AUGGCUACCGCUACGGGCAUCGAACAGUCACUGUCGUUGCCAACACAGGCACAGACCAAGAUACCGGCAAAGACACGCACGCAGGGAAUUAAGGAUCAACCCCAAGUCCAGGCACAUGCCCAGGUCCCGGUCCAGGCCCCCGCAAAGCCACAGAUCCAGAAGCGACCGAUAGCAUCGACCGCAAUGUCGGCACCGGCAAAGGAUACCAGAAAGCCUGUGAAUGGAGCAGUGAAACGGGACAGCGGCCACUGCAAUGGCAGCAACAACAGCAGCAUCAGUGACGGGCCGGAGAGCAUGACGACACACGCCAACCAUAAGCACGGCAGCGCCAGUAGCAACGGCAGCAGCAGCAUCGAGGAGGUCAACAUCAGUGGUCGUGGCAGCCGCAGUACGGACCUCUCCUUUUCCCAGCGCGCGGCCCAGAUGUCUCGUGAGCCGAGACCCCUUCUCGUCAAGGGCGACCCCAAUCUUCUACGCGACAUUGAUCGCCCGCCGCCGGGCGAUCCGGCCACCACCACCACGGGAAGGAGACGGUCCAUUCUUGGCGCCCCUUCCACCCUCGGGCCCAACAUUGCCGACGGCCACCUGGGUCACCUGGGCCACCUCGCCCGCAAGCGCAGCCAGUACUUUGAAGACGCCUUUGCGACCCGCCGCGACGCCGACAACAGCCCGGCCAAGGAGCGCGUCCGCAGCGAAGCUCUUGUGUUGGCCGACGUCCGCACCAAUGUCAUUGUCGGCGACGAGUUUACCAUCGUCACGGAGCUGUCGGCCCACCUCGCCCUGCGCUACCGCCGGCCCCUCUCGUCCAUCGUCGUCACCCUCCAGCACGGUGCCUGCAUGUGCUUCGGUGGCUCGUUUGCACCCGCGUACGUCAUGUCCGUCUACGGCCUGCCGUCUCAGCUGCAGCCCACCACCAACAAGCGCAACGCGGCGCUGAUCCAGCGGCACAUGGAGGAGACGCUGGGCGUGCCGCCGGCGCGGGGCCACCUGCGGUUUGUCGCCGUACCGGAAGCGAACUUGGCGUACAGCGGCACGACGUCGCUGGGCCACGUAGACGAUCUGGCGAGAGCAGGCGCGGGUGCGAGCAGCGGCGGUGGCGGCGGUGGCGGCGGCAGGCCGCUGUCCAGCAACGGCAUGUACCGGUCACCCGUCGGCUCAGUCACGUCCCCGGCCGCCAUGGCCAUGACUGACGGGAGCUUGGGCCGAGGCCUGGGCAGCCGCAAGCACAAGACAGCGCGCAAACUGAGUGUCAAGUCUCUGUCGAGCUUCCGCUCGCCGUCGCCGUCGCCCCCGGAACUGACACCGCCGCCAAGUGCCGUCGACGAACACCCACCAGCGCCGCAGCUGCCCGCCAUUCCGGAGCGGCCGGUCAAGGACGGGGAUUCCGGAGGAAAGAAAAACAAGGCGCGGGUCUCGCCGGGCGUUCAGGUUGUCUCGGGGUUCAAGACACCGCCAACAUCACCCACCGCCACGUCCGCGUCUGUCAAUCACCAACAAAACCAACGCGCUCGGCGGACAAAGAGCUUUGUUGCGACCCUGUUUGGUCGAUCGACGCCGAAACCAGAGGGAAAUUUGUCGUAG
Messenger RNA from Sporothrix schenckii 1099-18, 1581 nucleotides. RefSeq names its product mif domain containing protein. The transcript has 2 exons. Gene Ontology annotation, molecular function: phenylpyruvate tautomerase activity. NCBI's taxonomy places the organism in Eukaryota, Fungi, Ascomycota, Sordariomycetes, Ophiostomatales, Ophiostomataceae. The record is from RefSeq and is a predicted model, not a curated record. The coding region runs from base 1 to 1581 and encodes 526 amino acids.